Messenger RNA from Asparagus officinalis (garden asparagus), 910 nucleotides. Its product is annotated as ADP-ribosylation factor 1. The record is from RefSeq and is a predicted model, not a curated record. Gene Ontology annotation, cellular component: Golgi apparatus; cytoplasm. Gene Ontology annotation, biological process: intracellular protein transport; vesicle-mediated transport. Lineage: Eukaryota; Viridiplantae; Streptophyta; Magnoliopsida; Asparagales; Asparagaceae. Bases 180 to 728 code for a protein of 182 amino acids. The transcript is spliced from 8 exons. Gene Ontology annotation, molecular function: GTP binding; GTPase activity.
UAUCGUGCAACAAAAUUCUCUCUCCCUUGCCACGACCAAAUAAAAAUCCCCCAGCGAUCUCAAGCUCUUUAAGAUCUGCUCUUCUCUCUCAUAGAGAAAACUAGGGUUUCUGCGGAUCCAGAUCCGGAUCCGUUAUCGGCUAAAGAUCCGAUCGAGAAGCUCUUAUCGGAUCAGAUCUAAUGGGGAUCCUCUUCACGCGGAUGCUCUCUUCUAUCUUCGGCAAUAAGGAGGCUCGGAUCCUCGUUCUCGGCCUCGAUAAUGCCGGAAAAACCACGAUCCUCUAUAGGCUUCAGAUGGGGGAAGUGGUGUCGACGAUUCCAACGAUUGGGUUCAAUGUGGAAACUGUGCAGUACAACAACAUUAAGUUCCAAGUUUGGGAUCUUGGUGGGCAGACGAGCAUCAGGCCAUACUGGAGAUGUUAUUUUCCAAACACUCAAGCUAUUAUAUAUGUUGUUGACUCGAGUGACACUGAUAGGUUGGUAACUGCCAAGGAAGAAUUUCAUGCUAUCUUGGAGGAGGAAGAACUAAAAGGUGCAGUUGUCCUCAUUUAUGCAAACAAGCAGGAUCUCCCAGGUGCACUUGAUGAUGCUGCAAUAACUGAGUCUCUAGAACUUCAUAAGAUUAAAAGCCGUCAAUGGGCCAUCUUUAAAACUUCAGCUAUUAAAGGAGAAGGGAUAUUUGAGGGCUUGGACUGGCUUAGCAAUACACUGAGAUCUGGAAGUGGCUAAUUCUUGAAGAACGCAGAUAUGGUGAAUUUUUCAGACUGGGAAAAUGAUGUAACAGGAUGAGUUAAUUUAGAUGCUGCUUUAUCUUUUUUUUCUCUUCCCUAUGCUAUUUUUUUAAAUGUUUUCAUGUUUACAUGUAAAAAUGCUCUCUAAUAUCAGAAUAUAUACAUUUCUUCACGUGUUUC